This is a messenger RNA of Pelobates cultripes (western spadefoot toad), 42844 nucleotides long. The record is from the annotation of a GenBank genome assembly. NCBI's taxonomy places the organism in Eukaryota, Metazoa, Chordata, Amphibia, Anura, Pelobatidae.
GAUCUCGCGACGCCGGCCGGCAGCUUGCUUCUUCCCUCCUUUUACUCCUCCUCUGACAGCGAGAACUUUCGAGAUCUCACCCCCAGCUCCAUUCAUCCCCGCACGGUGGAGCGUCGUGCGGCCGCCUCGCUCGCUUUCAGUGUCCCUCCGCCUCGCUCGCUCACUCCGCCCCCCCGCCCGCCGCAGCCAUGUCGGUAGUGGGUUUUGACUUGGGCUUCCAGAGCUGCUACGUCGCCGUGGCCCGGGCCGGAGGCAUCGAGACGGUGGCCAAUGAGUACAGCGACCGCAGCACUCCGUGAGUAUCGCCAUGCUUGCUGUCAGCCAUCGCGCCUCUCUCUCUCUCACACAGACACACGGUGAGCCCGGGGGUAUCCGGCUCUGCUCCCUUCACUCAGCCGGAGGAAGAGCGUUAACACGGCGGGAGCGGGGAGGCAGAACAGGGAGCAAAGCAUUAUGGGAGUGCUACAUCCACCCGAGCUGGGCCACACAUGGUGUAUAGAGACACUGCCUGGCUGAGCAUCAUGGGACACAUAAUCCAUAGCAGCUUUAUAUCAUAAUGUUAAUAAGCAGUGUCCCUUAACCAGACUGGCACAUGCAGCACGCAUUCCUGGACACGCUUUAUUAUGGUUUUUCUACUAAAUAUUAUUAAUUAUUAUUUAUAAAGCGCCAACAAAUUCCGCAGCGCUGUACAACAGGUGGACUAACAGACAUGUAUUUGUAAUCAGACGAGUUGGACGCAAAAGAACAGAGUGGGUUAAGUGCCACUCUCAAAUUAUUUAUAAAGCGCCAGCAAAUUCUGUAGCGCUGUACAAUAGGUGGACUAACAGGUACAAUUGCAGCAAGACGAGCUGGAUGCACAGGAACAGAGGGUAUUGUGGGCUAGACUGGUGGGAAGAGGGAAAUCAAUAAAGGAAACCUAUUGGAGAUCUAUUUGUCAAAGCACCAUAACCACUACAAUUAACUUAAUGUUUUGACUUAUUUUAAUGCUGAUUAAUAUUAACGAAGCUCUCUUGACCCCUAGAAAUCAGACCUUCUACAGCAGGUCAGCCAAUGCAUAAGUAUGAACCAAUAGUGAUGAAUAGCAGUUACCUGAGCUAGAAAAUCUAGUGCAGCACUUCUAUUGUGUUACACAACCGCAUGAAGUGAAAUGUCCAGCAAAACAUGAUGGAUCAAGCAACCCAAAUGCCAUUACUACUGUAAUUUAGUAUCAAAAUAUAAAAUUGUAAAUAGAAAAAUUCUAUAAGCACAGGGAGAGCGCAUCUUUAUAAUUCUACUUUAUUGCCUUCGUUUGUGUCUUUCUUUCUCUGUAAAAUUUCUCAUACGGUUCCAACCCAUUUUUUGGUAAUCGCCUAACAUAUAUGUAUAUUCACUAAACUGAAAACUGGAUAAUUCCAGAGAUUUACACUUUCUUUAAAGAAACAGGUCAAGUGUGAUAACCACUACAGCUCUGUAGCAUUAAACUUCUCUCAUAUGACUCUCCAUAAGAAGUUGUGGUGGAGAGCAAUGUUUUGCACACCCCAGGUAAUUUCUCUUAUUACUUGGAUGGGGACACGUUACUCAUAGUGACAUAACUACAAAAUGCUGAAGUGGUUAUAGUACUUGGAGUGUUAUGUUAAAAUGCACUUGAGGCUCCAUAACUACUAACAUUUUUAUAUUAGAGGUUUUUCUGCUAGGCAGCUUUGAGUAAGGUUCCUGUGAUUUGACCAAAAAUUUAUGAUUUUUUUUUUUUCAAGCACACUAAGCCCAGCAGAUUUGGUAUAAUGUACUUACAUUAUGAGUAACCUUUACUACAUCAUUAUCUGUCAAAAAUAUUUUAUGGCAACUGCUCAUGCAGUCGGAUUUGCCAGGAAUACUAUAAAUCUGUAUUUCAAACACUAUCCCUUUCAGACUCCAAAGGGUUAAUAAAACCUUUAUUCGCUUACCCAAUUCCAGCGGUGUGAUUAACACUGCAGGACUAAGUGGGACAGGAACACUGCAAAAUGAAGUGUUCUAGGUGACUAUAGUGUCCCUUUAAAGAUUUUGCUCUUCUUUGAAUCCCCAAAGAAGGCAGUGCUCACAGCUUCUUAUACUGCCUAUGUCAUACAGAUAUUUGGACUAAUAAAGAAGUGAACUUCUUCAUUCUGAUUUUUCCAUCAGAAGGGGAGGACUUGGAUUUCCUAGGAAUUCUCAGAUUUUUCUAUUGUGAGAAACCACGUGGGGUGUUACCCAAGACGCAACUGCUCUCAUUUGAUAAACUGAGAGAUGAAAAUGUACUGGGCUCAUUGACUGACUGAGAGUGUUGGCUGCCACUCUCAACCAGUGAACUAAACCCUGCAUUUCUCAAGAGAGAUAGUGGGAGUUCCAGCUUAGAAACUGCUGGUGGUUAGCGGCAACCAGUGGACCUCGGGUAAGAUGUCAAACCAUCCUUUAAUAGUUUGACUCUUACAAUGGUUUGGUACUCGUGGCACCAUAACCACUGCAACACUCGAGUAUAUGGUGCUUGGAGCGUUCCUUUAAUCUUAGGUACAAAGUCCUCAUAACCUUAAAGUAUUUUCUAAUGUUAUUACACAUAUAAAUGGUAAAGGCACAUCCCAACUAACCACUAGAGCUACGUUCUUUUAAAGGAAGUUUAAGCACCAAAAUCCCCUCAUCUUAAUAAAGUACUUUUUUGGGGCAUAGAUAAGUCUGCCGCUCUGUCAUAGUUGAGGAUUCUGAGAAAUGUACUAUUUAUUUUGUGCAAUCCCCACGCCUCUAGUCGCUAUCUAGUGAAUUACAGGUGCCAGGCUAAAAUAGCUUCAAUAAUCAAAUCUAUUGGAUGUCUUGCAUCAGCAUGCAAAGAAUGCAGACGCUGUGUGUUAAUUGAGUAGUGGAUGAGUUUAUCAUACUGAAAGCUGUGUAUGUGGCGUGUCUACAAUGCUUCUUCUAUGAGAAAUUUGAAUUUAAAAAAAUAAAUAAAUGUAGGAUUAACCCCUUAACGACCGAGGACAGUUCAGGACCGUCAUCGGCAUUUUUGCGUUGCCGACCGAUGACGGUCCUGAACCGUCCUAACGGUCUGAGUUACUUACCCGAUCACCGUCAUUCCCCCGGCGGCGAUCAGCGUGGCUCCCGGUGUGGGGAAACUGCCUGCAGCCCAGACAGUCUCCCGACACCGGAUUAGGACCCCUGUGGCCAUGUGAUUGCUCAACACAGCGAUCACAUGGUCACAAUAGGUGUCCUAGUGACUGCCUGUGCUGACAGGCAGUCUCCCUGCAUGUGUAAAAUCAUAAAAUAAAAAAAUAAAGUUAAUGUUAAUAAAAAAUAAAAUAAUUAUGUGUAUAUAUGAUGUAUAGACAUAUAUAUGAUAUAUAGACAUAUUAUAUAGAUAUAAUAUCUCAUACUAAGUGUAUUUUUAUAUUAAUAUGUAUUUUUAUAUUAAUAUAAAAAUACACUUAUAAUUAAAUUACACACGUGUGUGUGUGUGUGUGUGUGUGUGUGUGUGUGUAUAUAUAUAUAUAUAUAUAUAUAUAUAUUAAAAUAUAAAUAAGUAAUUUAAAUUAAAUAAAAUUCUUUAAUAAAAAUUUAAAAAAAAAUUAUAUCUAUAUGAAAUUUUAUUCUAACUGUAUUUUAAAAUUAAUAUAUUUAUAUCAAAAUACUUAAAAUGAAUUUGUAUAUAUAAAUAAAUAAAAAUAAUACGAAAUAUACAUAUGUCCAUAUACAAAAUUACAUAAAUAAUUAUAUAAAUAUACACGUAGACUUCAAAUAUAUAAAUAUGCAUAUAUAUUUAAAUUCUACGUACGUAUUUAUGUAAUAUUUUUACAUAAUUCAGUAAUUUUAUUGAUUGCAAUUUGAGGGACCUGCCUGCCAACCCAGGCCGAAAUUCCAGAGAAUUUAAUUUGCUAGCACUGUAUUUUACCCUGUAACGUUCUACGACACCCUAAAACCUGUACAUGGGGGGUACUGUUUUACUCUGGAGACUUUGCUGAACACAAAUAUUAGUGAUUCAAAACAGUAAAACAUAUCACAGCAAUGAUAUUGUCAGUGAAAGUGACCUCUUUUUGCAUUUUUCACACACAAACAGCACUUUUACUGAUGAUAUUGUGAUACGUUUUCCAGUUUUUAAACUCUAAUAUUUGUGUUCAGCGAUGUCUCCCGCGUAAAACAGUACCCCCCCCCUCCCCCCCCCAUGUACAGGUUUUAUAGCAUUUUUGAACGUUACAAGGUCAAAUAUAUGGGUCAAAUAUUUUUACAUUGAAAAUGGCCAGGUUGGUUACGUUGCCUUUGAGAGCGUAUGGUAGCCCAGGAAUGAGAAUUACCCCCAUGAUGGCAUACCAUUUGCAAAAGAAGACAACCCAAGGUAUUGCAAAUGGGGUAUGUCCAGUCUUUUUUAGUAACCACUUGGUCACAAACACUGGCCAAAAUUAGCGUUCAAUUUAGUUUUUUUACUUUUUUCACACACAAACAAAUAUGAAUGCUUACUUUGGCCAGUGUUUUCGACUAAGUGGCUACUAAAAAAGACUGGACAUACCCCAUAUUGAAUACCCUGGGUUGUCUACUUUAAAAAAAAUAUGUACAUGUGGGGUGUUAUUCAGAGAUUUAUGACAGAUAAUAGUGUUACAAUGUCACUAUUGAUAAAUUUUAAAAAUGUAUGUUUUGAAACCGCAAUAUCCUACUGGUACCUAUAGCCCUAUAAUAUGCAAAAAAAAGCAUGUAAACACUGGGUAUUUUUAAACUCAGGACAAAAUUUUGAAUCUAUUUGGCAGGUUUUUUUUUCCAUUCGCUUUUGUAGAUGAGUAAAAGAUUUUUCAAGUAAUAGUCAAAAAACAUUUUUUUUUUUUUCAAUUUUUCAUCAUAUUUUAUUUUUUUAAAUUAAAAUACAUGAGAUUAUAUAAAUAAUGGUAUGUAAAGAAAGCCCCUUUUGUCCUGAAAAAAAAAAAUAUAUAAUUUGUAUGGGAACAGUAAAUGAGAGAGCGUAAAAUUACAGCCAAACACAAACACCACAAAAGUGUAAAACUAUGCCUUGUCGCAAAUGUACAACAUCGCAAAAACAGUCCAGUCCUUAAGGGGUUAAAGAACAAGGAAAUAUUUUUUUUUUUGUUUAAAAGAAACUUUCUUCCUUUAGGAGUACACACACACACAAUUCUAACAUUGGCACUUUCUCCACUAUUAAGUUUUUCUUGCCUUUAGUCCCGUGUUGCUUUAGUCUCGGCAUGGCCGAUGCUCCUUCCCUGACUAUCUUGGUCAAUUCAAUGUUUCCCCACGUUUGUGACAGUCCCUACACUGCCAAUAAGCAUUGCCUUAUAAUGAUGAACUGACUCUUUAUUUCUCUAUGGGGAGCAUUCAGCUUCUCCAUACAGAACGUGAAGGCGCUGAAUGUCAGUCCUGCAAGGAUUGAAAUACCAGACCGGGAAGCUCCUCUACUGUUUGAGUGACAACUGGUGGGUGGGAAGCAAUGUAAACAUACCUCCAUAUUAAAGGGACACUAUAGUCACCUGAACAACUUUAGCUUAUAGUCACCUGAACAACUUUAGCUUUAAGUGAGAACUAUAGCUCCCUGCAGCCUUUCUCAUGUAAACACUGUAUUUUCUGAGAAAAUACAGUGUUUAUAUUGAAAGCUAGAAACACCUCCGGUUGCAGUCACUCAGAGGGACUUCUGAGUUGAUGGAGGCAUAAUAUGCCUCCAUCCACUCAGAUCUGCUGUGCACGAGCAUCCUGUGAUUCAGUAUCUCCUCCCACUGCAUGCAGACACUGAACUUUUGAUUCAAUUCAUCUCUAUGAGGAGAUGCUGAUUGGCCGGGGCUGUGUUUGAAUCAUGCUGGCUCUGCCUCUUUGCCAGUCUCAGCCAAUCCUAUGGGGAAGCACUGUGAUUGGAUCAGGCUAUCACAUGUCAGCAGACUGCUUGUUUGUUUUUCCUGAGUCUAACAGCAUGCAGAUUUACAGCUUCUGGCUUGAAUACAGUGAUAUUUGUACUAUAUUUAUGGAGGCAUGAGGGGCCCAGCGGGGCUAGAUGGUCAUGUUAACAUUAUAGGGUCAGGAAUACAUGUAGUUGCACUGGUGACUAUAGUGCCCCUUUUAAGCUGUAGUGGUUCUGCUGCUUAAUGUCCCUUUUAGAAGAAACGCAUCUGAGGUUUUUAUUUCCGGUUUUUUCCCCUAUUAAAUUGUAAACUGAAAAGACAAACUAGAAAAACUACAAAUACUUUGUCUAUUUCCAGACACAUCUCCCUAAGAUGUUUUUUUUUAUUUUUUUUUAUAUAUAUAUUGUACAACAGUUUGCACUGUGAGUUAAUGGUUAAUUUCUAAUUGUGUAUGAAGUAUUGGAGUAAUUGAAUUACUUCAUAUCUGUAGUGUUUUUGGCUUGUGUGAGUGCUUUUUAUUUUAUGAUUGAGGAACACACCGGGCAUCUGUACAUGUUGGCAUACUUUUACGGUGACUGCUUUGUGUGCCAUAAAACCCUGCUGAGCAGCAGCAAUUUGUGAUCCUACAGCAUUGUAAUCUAAAUCAAAUGGUAUAUAUUGGCCCAAAUGGUUUCACAGAUACUGUGGCAAUGGUGUCUAAUGAUAUUCUCUUAAAGGACCACUCUAGGCACCCAGACCACUUCAGCUUAAUGAAGUGGUCUGGGUGCCUGGUCCAGCUAGGAUUAACCCAUUUUUUAAUAAACAUAACAGUUUCAGAGAAACUGCUAUGUUUAUAUUAGGGUUAAUCCAGCCGCUAGAGGCGUUUGCGUGCUUCUCACUGUGAAGAUCACAGUGAGAAGAUGCAAGCGUCCAUAGGAAAGCAUUAUGAAUGCUUUCCUAUGAGACUGGCUGAAUGCUCGCAGCUCCUGCCGCGCAUGCCCAUUCAGCCGAAGAGGAGGGAGGGGGUCCCUGGGGGUGGGGGGCGCCCUCAGUGCACUAUAGUGCCAGGAAAACGAGUGUGUUUUCCUGGCACUAUAGUGGUCCUUUUAACCGCUGCAGUGAGCUUUAGUGGUAAAGGUACUUAAAAUUUCCUAUUUAAAGCACUACUGUAGCUUAUUUAUCUUUCAGUUUUUUACUUUCCAUAUUUUAUAUCUUUAAUGGGGCACUUCAGACCACUAAAGAGCUUUAGCUGACUGAAGUGAAGAGUGUAUCUUCGUUUUCAUUUUACAAAAAGUGCAAUUUUCAAUAGAAGUUUGCUCUUCUAUAAAUUGACCUUGCUACACUUUCCUAGCUGUCAGACAACUGAUGCUGAUACUUCCUGGUUGUUUAGCUCAAUGAAGCUAAACUCAAGAGGAAGACAAUUGCUCAGAGCACAUGUCUUGCAAAAGCUUUGCAUUGUGCUGCUUUGGGAAGUCUGUGAUUGGACAGCCACAUAAAGCCUGGACUGGGAUAGAAGGGGAUGGCUUGCUAAAGCUUCACACAAGAGAUGCGCACCAUUUGUGUGCACAUGUUUUCAAUGGGGGUGGGGGUGUCCCUUUAAUAUUUUUUACUUGCAUUUUAUGUAUAUUUAUAAUUUUCUUGUUUUGAAUCUCAGUACACAGUUCCACUAUUUAGUUCUCCUGUCCAUGUUGUUUGCACUUCUGUGGGAUCCUUUUGAUUAAUGGAUUUGAUAGAUUGUGGGUGCAUAAGUUUAACUGUAAUGGAUCCUUCCUUAAAGCGAUACUGUAGACCCCAAUACUAUUUUUAGCUUAAAGGGACACUAUAGUCACCAAAACACCUUUAUCUUAAUGAAGCAGUUUUGGUGUAUAGAUCAUGUCUCUGCAGUCUCACUGAUCCAUUCUUUGUCAUUUAGGAGUUGAAUCACUUUGUUUAUGCUGCCCUAGUCACACCUCCCUGCAUGUCACUUGUACCACCUUCCUGAACACUUCCUGUAAAGAGAUCUAAUGUUUAAGCAUCCAUUAUACACAUUCUGUUUAAUUUAGACUGUAUCUACGGCAAUGUUAAUAGCUUGCUAGACUGUGUGUGUGUGUGUGUAAAGUUCAGUUUAAAGAGAAGAUACAUUACUUUAAACGCUUUUAACAUCUAACUGAACGGAAAUAAGUGAUUUAGCUCCUAAACGGCAGAGACUUAAGCAGUAAAACAGCAGAGGCACGAUCUAUACACUAAAACUGCUUUAGUCUGCUAAAGUUGUCUUGGUGAUUAUAGUGUCCGUUUUAAUUAUGCAGUUUUGGUGUAACGAUCAUACACCUGCAGUCUCACUGCUCAAUUCUCUGCCAUUUAGAAGUUAUCACUUUGUAAAUGCAGCUUGGGAAACACUUCCCUGCAUGUGACUCACAGCUUUCCUACACAGUUCCUGUAAAAUGAGAUCUGAUGUUUACACUUCCUUUUUGUUUAAUGUAGAACUUCUUGUCUCCUAGUCUAAUAGCCUGCUAAACUCUGCAGGAGCCUCCUCUGGGUGAUUAAAGUUCAAUUAAAGGGAAACUAUAGGCACACAUCACUUAAAGGACCACUAUAGUGCCCUGAGGGUGCCCCCACCCUCAGGGUCCCCCUCCCGCCCGGCUCUGGAAAGGGGUAAGGGGUUAAAACGUACCUUUUUCCAGCGCUGGGUGGAGAGCUCUCCUCUUCUCCUCCCCGUCGGCUGAAUGCACACGCGUGGCAAGAGCUGGGCGCGCAUUCAGCCGGUCACAUAGGAAAGCAUUCAUAAAGCUUUCCUAUGGACGCUGGCGUGCUCUCACUGUGAAAAUCACAGUGAGAAGCACGCAAGUGCCUCUCUAGUGGCUGUCAAUGAGACAGCCACUAGAGGCUUUGGGGGAAGGCUUAACCUAUUCAUAAACAUAGCAGUUUCUCUGAAACUGCUAUAUUUAUGAAAAAAUGGGUUAACCCUAGCUGGACCUGGCACCCAGACCACUUCAUUAAGCUGAAGUGGUCUGGGUGCAUAGAGUGGUCCUUUAAUUUCAUUGUAGUGUCCCUGUUGCCUUAACUCCCUCACUACCAUAUUUUAUGUCUAACUAACUAAAAAUCUAUGACGAUGUAAAAAUAAGAAUAAAGGAACAAAAAAAUAAAGGGGGGCUGGGGGGGAGGAGACCGGUCAUAUGACAGUAUGGCCUUUAAAAAUAUGUAGGGUUAAAGCCACCUCCAGUGACUGUUUUCCUGACAACCACUACAGGCGCUUCUGCAGCACUGACAGAAUAAAACUGUCUUUCUAUGAGGAAGCUUUAGUGGGCGCUUGGUAUGUGCUGUGCAUGUACAUCAGGUCCUCCAAUUCUCCUCCUUGACCAGCUUUAUAUUGGACCAUCGUGGAUGAAGCCAUACCACCUCCAUAACAUCGCGGGAAGAGGAGUGAUAAGCAGCUCCUGGAUGCUGGAAAAGGGGAAGUUUAAAAAGUGUAUUUCUUACCCUAUACCCUAAAAUGAUAAAUGUGUAUUCCUGACCCUAUGGUGUUAAAAACACUAUUUGGCCAUCUGGCCCCCUCUUGCACCACUUAAAUAAGUUGAAUACUCACCUUUAUUUUAGCGUCACACAGGUCUGUUGGCCCUUCCCGAUCUGUUAUGGUAUGGAGAUGCUGAAAGGAGUGGGGUUUUUUUGGUUGAUGCAUUUAAAAAAGAAGAAAAGAAAAAAAAGUGUGCUGGGUCAUGCUGACAUUACUUUUUCCUUCCUAUGUAGCAUUAAAGGAUCACUAUAGGGGCAGGAACACAAACGUAUUCCUGACCCUAUAGUGAAAAUCCACCCUCAGAAUGGUUAAAACUCACCUUAUUUUCAGCUGUCUGCGCUGCCCCCACCCCAUUGGUGACAUCAAAAAUGCCAAUUUUCAGCCAAUCCUAAGCUUUCAUAUGGGGAAAGCAUUUGAUUCGCUAAAAUUGGGAAAGGGGGCUGGGCCAAACACUGUUUUGGCCAAUCAGCACCUCCUCAUAGGGAUGCAUUGAAUCAGUGCAUCUCUAUGAGGAAAAUUCAGUAUCUCCAUGCAGAGUGUUGGGAUGCUGAACGGCAGGCAGGGCUGCUUACUGUGCAGCCCUGAGCCAGGAAGGCCCUCCAGUGGCCACUUGGAGGUGUCCCUAGGGGUAAUGUAAACACUGCCUUUACUCUAAAAAGGCAGUAUUUGCAUGAAAAUGCCUGAAAGUAGCUAUUAUACUCACCAGAACAACUACAUUAAGCUGAAGUUGUUCUGGUUACCUUUAGUGUCCCUUUAAAAUAUAGUUGAUACAAUCAAGUGUUCUUCAGUACAACAGAGACUUGUUCUGGACAUGAGAAUUGUUAAAAUGUAUAUUAGUCCUGCUUUUUCUCAGCGGAAAUUAGUUCAUUGCCACACGGCUUUAAAUAUUGUACUUUUUAACUAUGGUGAUUUAUUUAUUUUCGUAUGUUAGCACAUAGGUUGUCAUUCUGUGUUGCCCUGAGACUAUCUCCUGCUCCUCUCUAUCUAAUGAUGGACUGUGCUGGAGAAUGCUUCUUCAAACAAAAGCUGUGUCGUAUUGGAGCAACAUCUGUCACUUCUUUCCUAUACAGUACUUCUAUAGCAAGCAGAGGAUGUGUUUGCUAGUGAAGCUUUAACUGCAGGUGAACCACCUGUAGAAGGGGUUCUUCUGCACUCCUGGUCAUAUAGGGUGGUCAAGAAAAUCAGACCAAAAUAUGCUAUAGGUUUUAAAGAAAAUUUGUACAUUUGCUAGGAAGUCUGAUAGCAUAGUGUAUAGAUUCAAUUUUAUUUAUCAUUUAAAGGGACCCUAUAGUCACCAGAACUACAGCUUAAUGUGGCUGUUCUGCUGUCAACACAAUGUACCUGCAUUUUUAUUUUUUAUAAAAUGUUUAUAUUAUACAGCAUUGACAUUUGGCAGUCCAGAACGAAACUUAGUAUGUGCAUCUUUUCAAGAGAAACACUGCACAUACACAUUGCUACCACCCUGACCUUUUUUUAAAAGUACCCUUUAACGCAACUCCACCGGGGAUCUGUCUUUCUGAGGACUCUAGUAAGCAUGGGUUUUGCAAAAUGUUUCAAGGUAAAGUGCUUAGACUAUUUCUUGAACCCCUUAAGCAUCAAACUUCUGGACUAAAAUUGAAUCAUGACAUGUCACAGAUGUCAUGUGUCCUUAAGGGGUUAAAGCCACACUCAUGCCAGGAUAUGCUUGUUUUAAGUGCAGUUUAUAACCGUGCUGAUUUCUAUUUUUUUCUAUUGCCACUUUUAUAAAUAACUGGAGGCAGUCGGGGAGGCUAUCUUCCCCACUAUGGCAGCUCUAUAGAGCACCUCGGUGCUCAUUUUACCCUUGCAUCCUGUCUGGAAAGCUACUGGUGAGCUUUUAGUCUGUGAUGGGGAAUAAAAGAAGGACUUGAAAAGGCUGCAAACAAAAGAUCAUGCAUGUUUUCAUUAGGGGUAUAUCUACUAAAUAACUUCUUGUUUUUGGAGUGAAAUGUUCCUUUCUGUGCUUUCUGCAACGACGAGCACUUGGUUUUUAAGUAUGGAAAUCAGUUUGUUCUUUGGCCUUUCAAAGGAAGUGACUUGCAUAACGUAACAUGAUUUGGCAAUGUUCAAGCACUUCUAUUGUGAAUCAGACUGUACGCAAACCUUAUCACAUUACCAUUUCAUUUGAUUGAUUUUAGACUCUAUAAUAGUAAUGGCUAACUUUUGGCUAGCUAAGCAUCAUAGGCAAAUGUCCACCAGCUUCUGUGCCAAACAUAAUACCUACUCUAUGUAGAUAGGUAUUUUUAGGCCUGUUGCGUAGGUGUUUGAUUUCUUUAUUAAUUAGUUUGAUUUACAUAGUAACAUCAUGAAAUCAAUCGUGCUUUUUUCUAAAGAAGGGUAUAAAUAUUAUACAUAUUAUAAAUAGACCCCUUGCCUUAGAUACUUUAAUUAUAUUGUAGUAAUUAAAGCAUAACUUUCAGCAGACUUUACUCCUGUGGAAGUUUUUAUGGUGCUUAUUAAUCCUUUUUAUUGUGUAAUCCGUUCCCUAGUGCACACAGUAUGUUAGUUUGUAUAUAGCACUGUUGCUAAUAUAAUACUUCAUAUGACCUGUAACAGGUCUGGAGCUUGUAAGUGUAAUCUUGGGUCUAUUGUAUUCCUAAACAUCCUUAGACAUAACUAGUGAUGUUAUGGGGCAGAGCUUUUCUGUGCAAGAAUAUCUUUGAAGAGUGUUUUAUGUGACUUAUGUUUAACUACUCCCAUCACUCUGUCCAUUUAAAUUUCACUUAUUUAUUUUUCUGCUUUAUUCACGUUGUCGUCUUCUAGGAUUUUAAGGGAAUUCUAAAUACUCUGGAGCAGGGGUCCUCAAACUGCGGGCCACAUCCGGCCUGCCAGGGUCCUGAACCUGGCCCAAGCACUCGGGGCCACCCGAUGGACCCUAUAUCUUCAGGGCCCCCAUAAAAAAAAAAAUCACAGCCGCAAGUACUGCUGGGAGGAACUGACGGCCAGAGGUCACUUCCUCCCAGCUCCCACGGGAGGGAAGGGAGCCACCAACUCCCAUAAGCUACAGCCACCCUCCUGCAAAAAGUAUGCAAAAUUAGCGCUGUGUAUGUAUGUAUGUCAGUCAGUAUGUAUGUAUGUGUCUGUGUGAAUUUAAGUAUGCUUGUCUGUUUGUCAGUGUGUGCACGCGCGCAUAGGAAUUCGUUGAUAUAUUUUAUAGUCCGGCCCCCGACAGUGUCUGAGGGACCUUGAACUGGCCUCCUGUUUAAAAAGUUUGUGGACCCCUGCUCUGGAGUUUACACCGUAUUUAACAAAAAACAAAACCUUGAAAACCUAACUUGUGUUAACGUUAUUCACCUUCUGAUUCUGCUUUUCGAUUUGCACCAAAUGCAAAUUACAUCACAAUCCGGGCGCAGCCAUGCCAUACACUGUAAAAAGAGAAGAGUAGAAAUAGAAACUUUGAAAUCUCUGUAAAGGAUUUCCCUGUGUUCAUUCGGUUGUGUCCUCUCCCUGCUCUUUAACUAGCUUUGAACGUUUCGUUUUAAUUUUGUGUUCAGGAAAUGUAUUCGUUCUGCUGAACGGAGACCACCCUGGGUAGCAAUCAGAAUUUGGAAAACCGAGUAAUCACACUAAAAACCGCAACUUAAUUGAGUGCCCCUAGGUGGCCGCCAUUCGGCAUACGAACACGUGGCAAGAACAAAGGAUGGCGGCCAUCUUAAAUCUCCCUAAUGCGGCCAGCGGGACUUACUCGUGGAUUGCCUGGAACUAUUUUCGGCAUGGCAAUCACACGAACGUCCGGUCAUUAUGGAAGUCCCGUCUGACCUAUUUCCACUCAUAGUAUCAAACCAGCGUUCGGAGGUUUAAUCUACCAAACGAGGGGCGCACUCUCAUGUAACCAGCCACAACAUAUCUAUGGUAGUUUUCGUGUAAUUCUGCGUGAACGGAGACCGGCUCUUGCUACUGAUUUCAUGGAACUCUAAAUCGGAUACCACCACAUGGCGAGCUGGUCAAACUUCCACACGAUGCAACACGGAAACUACCGAACUGAUUUUUGUGAAAUUGGGGCAUGUGACUCCCAGUAUCCUCAGCUACCCAGGGAUGUGGUUAUAUAUUUCUAUGUUAUGCAGAAAAUAUUUUUCAAAAAUGUUGAAAAUUGUAAUGUUUCUGGCCAGCAGAUAAUUGAGUUUAGUAUGUUGCUGAAACUCAAUUAUUUAGCCUGGCCCAGAGGAGGAGUCUGUUACUAUAUAAAUUGAAUGCCUGUUGCUUCCAGUAAAUAAGUCUUGUUCCAGCAUUAAUCUUUGGCUCAUAUGUGGAUUAUUUGGCGAUACCAGCGAUAUUUAUUUAUUCCUGUGGAUUAUUAUUAUUCUGCUACGGGGAAAAAAGGAAUACUGGACGGUGAUACAGUUUACUACCGUCACAAUCUCUGUGGUGGCCACCAACUGCAGAAGAAAGCAUUUAUAGCAAUGAUUGACAGGGAAGCAGGCUUGAACCAUUUUCACGAUAAAUAGGUAUUAAUUUCUACGUUUUUAUUUUUCACACCUCACAAAUAUAUUUUUUUAAAUAAACAUUUAAAAAAAAAAAAAUACAGGUACGUGACACAUUCCCUCUUUAAAAGAAUUCCGCACAUGUAUAUUCUAAAUUGUAUGUGGCACUAUUUAUAAAAGCACAUAUCAGUGUUAUAGGGUCAGUCGUUUAUUCAAGUUUGCUACUCUGUGGUAUAUUGCAGAAUGGAAAUUUUAAUUAAUGUAAUCAGAAUUUUUCUGUAUCUUUCCUUUUUGUUUUCUUUCAGUAUAUGAUUUCUUUACAUGGCAGUACUUUGCAUAUGCUGUCCAUUGUCCUGUGAAAAUUGUGUCCAGGGAAAGAUGGUGGCAUAGAGCAUCAUUGCUGACAUUAAGGGGACACUAUAGCCACCAGAACUACAGCUUAAAGAAACACUAGAGCCACCAGAACUACUACAGCUUAUUGUAUUGUUGAGUAUAAUCAUUCCCAUAAGGCUUUUUGCAGUAAACGCUGUCUUUUCAGAGAUGCCUCCAAUGGCCGCUAUUCAUAUGGCUACUGGAGCUGCUUCCAGGGGCAGUGCUGCCAUUCAGUCUGUUGGCCGAUACAGAUAUUGCUUAAAAUACAGAAUAUCGGCCAAACCGAUGAUAGAUCCCUAGUAUUCAAUGCAUCUCUAUGACGAGAUGCUUAUUGGGCUGUGAUUGGCUUGUGCUGGCUUUGCCCAUGAUCUGCCUCCUUGACAGUCUUAAGCAAACCUGUUAGCAGAUUGUGACUUACACAUGUUGCCAGAACAGCGUAAUUGCUCUUGUUAAUAGUUAUGUAUCUCUUAUUAUUAAUUGCACGUAGUGUACCUAUUUAUAUAUAAUUUUUUUAUUAUUAUUUAUUUUAGAUUGUCCAAGCUAUAGGUAUGGAACAUCUGAUUGCUGUUCUUAAAGAGAUGUGAUUGAAUGUGUGUGUGAAACUGGAGUGAAAAGUGUGAAUGUAUUAGGGAAGCUUGACUCUUAAUACCAAAUCUACUUGUGAACAUUGAAAAUAAAUUACUUCUGUAAUAGAUUUCACAGCACAACCUUACCUUUCAAUAAAUAAGCAUUAUGAUUAAAGUCUUGGAUGUGGCAUUGCUAACAUCUUGGCUCGUGUUAGUGAGGCUCCGUUUUGAGAACAGGUUUGCUCUUGAAAUUGUGUGAGUAAUUUCCUUACACAAGUCCUGGAUAUGUCGCCUUUGCCAAAAGAUGAGCAAUACACAGAGAAAUAACUAACAAUGGCGCUGCGUUUAUUUAUGAACUGUAUGCCUCCUAAUACUCGACUAGCAGACACUGUUGGACAUGUAGUCCCAAACGAUGUUAGUGAUCACGAAUACACAACAAAAUCUUCUAAUAGUGUGCAUUCUAACAUGGCAACGGUUUCCAUUCCUUCCCUAAAUUGACCCCUACAAUUUAUCUGAUACAACUUAUCUUUUUCAGUUUUAGUUGUACAAAGUGGCAGUGGUACAUUUAUCAGCUAUAUAGCUACAAUUGAUUACAGCUGCCCUGCUUUCACAGGUCUGUUACCAUGCCUUUCAGUGGCUAAUUUGUUAAAUUUCACUGAUAUUUGAAAUGGUUUUAUCUUGCAGAGCAUGCAUUUCAUUUGGCCCCAAGAACAGAGCAAUUGGAGCAGCAGCAAAAGGCCAGGUAAGUAAGCAACUAGAGUGUAAGGAAUAAAUAUUUGCAUUCCUUAAAGAUAAAAUUGUUGGUGGCAACCUGGGUUUUGCUGAUAAUAUAGGUGUAUGAUAUGUUUAAUACAGAUUGUAUCCUAAUGUUUUCACUUAUCACCUUACUCAGUUUGUACAUUGUGAGUACUGUGAAGUGUUGAACACCAUUAUAGAAGAAUGGGAACCUAGUAAACCGUUUUCAAAGUCCAAAGUAAUCAUUCAGUAAGGAUCCUUAAUCCAUUUAACCCCCAUAGCAGACUUCAGACCCACCUGGCCUUGUAUCUUGGUGAACUUUCAGGCCUUCCUUGUUGGUCACCUUUAUUCUGGGUAGCUAAGCUCAAAUUCAGAAAGAUUCUGCAAAUCUGAACCAGCACUAGUCUCUUGCUCCACAAACCUGUUUGUUCUCAGGACCAAAGGUACAUAUAUGAUCAUUAAAGUAACCAAUGCGCCUUUAAAAGGUGUUUGUAGUAUAAUCGAAAACAGACUUUCUAGGUUUAUGAACAGUCCUCAGUCUUUUCUAGCUGUCCUUCAGAACCAAAAUAUGUUGUGUGGUUUUUUUUUUUUUUUUUGGUUUUUUUUUUUGCCAAAGGGUCACCAUAAGCUAUCUUUCCUGCAAACAUGCCUUCACAAAAUGUUUAAUGGAAUCCACUGAGCAUGAGGAAUUAGGAUUGUUUGCUUAGUAGUGUUAAAAGAUUUGUCUUUGUAAGAGAUACAGAAGUUGCACCCUAGAGAGAUUUUAUUAAAUUCAUUAGAAUCAUAAAAGUCUGGUUCUUUUUCUUCAAUCUGUAUGAAUAGACAUUUGCUUCUGGUUGCCAUAUUUACCAAUUUUCCAUUAGUUGUCAUGCACACAAUGCUUAGUACAUUUGAAUGGCAGUUCCUUGUGCAUGGAUGUGUGUAGGAUCCUGCCGUUAUGCUGGGCAUGUUUGAAGAGGGAAGAUGGCAGUAGAAGAUCUUAAAGGAUCACUAUAGUGUCAGGAAAACCGGUUUUCUUGACCCUAUGGUACCCUGAGGGUUCCCCCACCCUCAGGGUCCCUCUCCUGUGGUGCUGAAGGGGUUAAUUUUAAUUACUCACCUUCUUCCACCGCCGGGCUCUCUUACAUCUCCUCCCCUGCUGGUGUCAGCGGAGUGGAAUGCGUAUGCGCGACAGUGCCGCGUGCUCUUCAAAGUGUCAGUAGGAAAGCAUUUUUCACUGCUUUCCUAUGGACGCUCUGCGUGAUUGAGGCAUAAUAUGCCUCCAGCUUCGCAGAUGCGCCUCUAGUGGCUGUCUGAACCCCAAAUGUAAACAUAGCAGUUUCUCUGAAACUGCUAUGUUUACAGCAGGCAGGGUUAACCCUAGAGGGACCUGGCACCCAGACCACUUCAUUGAGCCGAAGUGGUCUGGGUGACUAUAGUGUCCCUUUUAAGAUGACUUUAAUUUCUCCCUUCCUUCUUACAUCCAGAUGCCACCAACUGUUGCACGUUUUAACUUGAGGUUGUCUUCAUAAAAAUGCAGAGGAUCUUACAAUUGACAUCACCUCUUGUUUUAUAGAGAACCUAGUUUUGCAGUGGUUCUCCAACCAAAAUGUCAUGGGUACAUGCUGCUAUUGAAUGCCUGUUGCCAGCAUGCUCUACACCCUGGCAACAGAUGUCCAAUUUAUAGGAAAUGGCUUGUUCCGGCUGUCUAAAAAUGUCCCAAUGGCACUGCAAGAGGUGGAGUUACAUUUCUAGUGGCGAAGGGGUUAAACUGUCUCUGCAAUGUUUUUUGUUUCUAAAUGUUGCAUAUAGACUCCAAGCACCAGACUGCUUCAAAUCACAAGUGUUCAUAUUACUAGAAGUAACUCUUUAAGGUGUGGUAUGAAUAAGGCUAGAGCAUGAUUUAUUUAGUAGACAAAGCAGGCGCACCAUGGCAACUUGAGCAAAACCAAACAUUGAUAGCGUUUCAGGCAGAUUUUGUAUGGGUUUUUCCUACUUUCAUUUUUCAUUGAGCUUCCUUUUCUGUCACCUGAAUCUGUGUGUUGGAAAUAAAUAUAUCCUACUGAUAAUGUAGUUGUAAUAAUGUGCUGACAUUAUGUGCUCUGCUUCCUCUAGGUGAUUUCAAAUGCAAAGAACACAUUACAAGGCUUCAAAAGGUUCCAUGGCCGAGCUUACACAGAUCCCUUUGUACAGUCGGAAAAACCUGGUAAUGCUUACGAGCUUGUUGAGUUGCCAACAGGUGCAACUGGUUUCAAGGUGAAUAAAGUGAAAUCAUUUUUUUUUCCUGCAGUGUGUAUCAAACGACUGCAUAUUACUUUCUCAUUGUUUGUUUAAAUGUGUUUCCUGCCCGUGUUGUAAUAUUAUGGAAAAGAGACUCAGUCAUAAACAUGUGGUUUUGUAGUACUGCCGAUCAUUUUUAUUUAUACAUUGUGCUGGCCAAAUUGUUAAUGCGUGUGUAGAAAGUAAAUGAUUAUACUUGGUUUACCUAUCGAUGCACUUUUAGUGCCAAGUACCAUCGCAGAAGGGAAACUGCAGAGAGGCUCUGGAAAUAAAUGUGAGCAGCUUAAUGAGCUGGCUGUCUUGUACAACUUAUUGUGGGAAGCCAUGCACUGCCUACGUUCACUAUUUGAAUGACAUAAUGGACUUUAAGUUAGAUAUGUGUAUAUCUUACAAUAUGUCGAUUGUGUUUUGAUAGUUAGCGUGUCUCUUAAAAUUUGUAUAUUUUUAAAUGUCAGUUGUAAUUUGUGUAUUAAUGUUUGUUGUUGUGGUGAAUAGUAAUAAUUGUGCUUUGCACAGGUUAUGUACCUUGAAGAGGAGCGAAGUUUCACUGCGGAGCAAAUUACAGGAAUGCUGCUGAGUAAGCUGAAAGAGACUGCAGAGAGUGCACUCAAGAAGCCUGUGGUGGAUUGCGUUAUUGCUGUGAGUAACUGUCCAAAAUGUGUAAAAUAAAUAAAAUGUUGAUUACUAAAUCACUUGAUAUACUAGUGAUGGAUAACUCUAACUUGCUUUCAGCCAUUCAUUGCUGUUCUGGUUGGACACAUUUGAUAAUGGAGAAAUAACUUUCAUUGACACUAAUAUGACUUCUGAACAGUUUGUCAUAAAACACCAGGUGGACGGGGCACAGAUAUCAUGCAUCUUACCUUGCCAUGGGAUGUCAGAAUGUAUAUUAUCAUAUAUUCAUCCACCUAUCUUUUGUCAGGUUCCCUGUUUCUUCACUGACGCAGAAAGGAGGUCUGUAAUGGAUGCCACACAGAUAGCUGGACUCAACUGCCUAAGGCUGAUUAAUGAAACUACUGCAGGUAAUGUAUGAUGUAAAAGCAGGUUUAUUUGGCGCUUUACCAUCCGUAUUACAGGGAUUAAAAUAGGGGACUAUAAUAGGUGUAGAUUAGCACGGUACCUUAUAAAACCUUGCAUUACAUUAGGAGUCAUGAUGGGACAAGGAAGAUGUGAUGUUUUUGUUUCAGCACUGAUCGUAAAUAUGCAAUGGCAACUUUCUUUAUCAAAGUUGCUCUUUGCAUUUUAAUUGAUAUAUCUCUCUCUUCCGAUGUUUUGGACUACAAAACGAGCAUUAUGGGGGAUGUAGUACACAACAUCUGGAGUGCCGAAGGUUGCCUAUCCCUGGUCUAGUAUAACUGUAAUUUUGCUCUCUGAUCCUAGCAUGGAGAUUGAAACAUCCGUUUCAAAGUUUAUUCCUGUGCCAGAAAUAUUGCCAGUGUAGUUUGGAACUGGUAAUAUGAAAUUAAAGCAGUUCUGUUGCUUUUUGUUUUUUUUUGUAAUGAUAGGAUCUGUACGAAAACCUCUUGUAGACUUUGUGUAGGAAUUAUUUAUUUUAUUCCCAGCACAGUAAAAUGAUAAAUACAUGAUACAAUAGGAACUGCUAGUACUUUGUCUUAUACAAGUGCUGAUGUUUGGCUAUGGAUGAAACUUUUUAAUCCUACCACUUAUUGUUAGCCAUCAGUCUCAUUGGUAAUUGUAACAGGCAUCGUAUCUGGCAAUAGAUACAUAUGGCUUAUUACUCAUACUUUCUUUUCUUUAUGGAAGAUCUAGCAGGAUCUUCCUUGGACCCAGUUUUUGUACUCUUAAACAUCCAUCAAAGUGCAAUAUAGAUGAUUGCUCCUAAGGUGAAGCCUACAGGAGCUGAAACAAAAUAGCAGAAGAACAAUGGAUGCUGGAAGGAAAAAUUUAGGAAACACAUGUCUCCACCAGUUACAUUGUCACUUUAAGUCAAAGUUUGGAAUUGUGUGUUGUAGAAGAUUUUAGUAUAGUGCAGUAGUUUGUGAACUGCUAGUUCUCAUUAUGUCUUUAUUUUUCCUCCAGUUGCCCUUGCUUAUGGAAUAUAUAAGCAAGAUUUGCCUGCCCCAGAAGAGAAGCCAAGGAUUGUGGUAUUUGUGGACAUGGGGCACUCUGCAUAUCAAGUGUCUGUCUGUGCUUUUAACAAGGGCAAGCUGAAAGUAAGUACAUUUUUCUUUUCACAGUUUGUUUUAAAUGUUCCCUCAAAUUAAUCAUGUGUUUCCCUCCAAAUUGCAUACCUUGAGUGAGCUGUGGCCAUGCCUUAUCAUAUGUGGGAAAAACUCCUUCCCUGUGGAGUUUUAAUUUUUCAUGUGCAGGAAUUAUAUAUUUCUAUGAGUAUCUGCAUAAGAUGUUAAUGGGGUUAUUCAGUAAAGUCCAGAUGCACUUCAGAUUGGUAACAUUUUGUUAAAUUUAUCAAAUUCAAAGUGUGCAAUUGUAUAAACACAAGGUUGAAUUUAGACCAUUUCAACUAACUGAGCGCACCCUCCAGUGUCAGCUUGAGAAUAUGCAAAUCUUGAAAAAAAUAUGGGAUUUUCAUCUUUAUCAGUCAGCAAAUCUCAACUGAAUUUACUCGAAACAAAUCUGGUACCAGGAAUAUUCACGAUGAUUUAAUUUUUUUGUAAGCCAGCCUUGAGAAAUGUAAAACCGGCAAGCAGGUAAUUUUUUUGAAACUGUCCAAAAAUGACUAAAAUCUAAACAUCGUAUGACUUUGUUUAGGUAUUUUGGACCCCUUAAUGGAGCUUAUACUUUUUCUUUCAAAAAAAGGCGAUCAAAUUUGUGCUAAUGACACUUUUUUGAAAUAAGUUCUGUUAGAAUUUGGCAAAAUUUGAUUGGCCUUAAUUUGCAGGGAGUAAGAUGCUAAUUCUGUCUUAUCUUAUUACCAUUGUAUUUAAACAUUCCACUUUUAGAUUUCAGCUGCUUAUUUCACUGCUGUACUCACAUUGAGGUAUAUGUAGGAUCGUGCGAGACCUCAAGAUCCUCCAUAGACAGAGCCAAUUCCCUGCAGCUGUUACUGGUGACUGCUGGGGGGGGGUGAUGACCAUAUUUUUUUAUUUAUAAAGUUCCAACAAGGUCCGUUGCGCUGUACAAUGAACUACACUACGAUGUUUAGCCAGCCUUGAAAUGAUUAUAGAACUAGUUGGUGAUUUCUUAAAAUGCGGAAUCUCAUAGUGGGCAUCUUUCAGCUAUGUUUUGUAUACCAGACAUGCCCAAGUGAAUUGUGCUUGGCAAAACGGUCCCACAAGAUUCAUGUAGAUUUUUGCAGUGCGUUAUACAGUGAUUGCAUUCCCAUCCUGUCACUUGCGAUCCUUUUCAUGUUCAUGGAGCUGCAGCACUGGUUUCUCCACAGUUUGGCCAUUUAUUCGGUUUUGUCAUAUAGUAUAAAUAGUAGCUUGUUUCUGCCAAUGGUAAAUCUUCUACCCAGCCUUACUAUGGCUUCUACGUGGUUAGAAUACUUGCUACAUUUUGCUGGGUGAUUAUCAUCUUCUGUAGCAUGUCUUCUCUUAAAGGCUUAAGUUGUUUUAGGAGGCAGUAGACAUAACCUUAACAUGUUGAAGAUGCUGAUUUAUUUUAAAGUAUUCGUUGAAUAUUCAAUUCAUAUUGUUAUAAUUACAGUAAACCUAUUCAUCUUUGUUUUUGUUGUGAACUUGAAUACUGUCAUGUAAAAAAAUAAAAAAUAUAUAAUCACACACAGUGAUAAAAAUAUAUUGAAUUUUUAAAAAAAUUUUUUUUUAAUAAUGUGAUUUUGAGACUUACAAUUUAUAUAUGUAAUUUCUCAUUCUUCUAGGUUCUAGCUACUGCCUUCGAUUCAACAUUGGGGGGGAGGAAGUUUGAUGAGGUUUUGGUCAACUAUUUCUGUGAGGAGUUUGGUAAAAAAUACAAGUUGGCAAUCAGGUCGAAUAUCAGGCCUUUGCUGCGCCUUGCACAGGAGUGUGAAAAACUGAAAAAACUGAUGAGUGCAAAUGCUUCUGAGCUGCCGCUGAAUAUUGAAUGUUUUAUGAAUGAUAUUGAUGUCUCUGGAUCAAUGAACAGGUAAGAGAAUUACAUUAUUUUAAACAUGUUAUCAUGGUGCCCCGGUUUUCGGAUUCCAUGUUUUCUGCUUUUAUUUGUGUUUGAUAGACUAAUUAUUACCAAAUCCCAUUUUUUUCUAUAAAGACCUAGAAACAUAUUUCCCUGUAAGCACUUUUUGCUAUUUAUAUGUGGCCACUGUCUUUUUAACAGUCUGAAGCAGCAUUCUUAAUUUAGUAUAAAAUAAUCUUAUCUAUACUUGUCUAAUGUAUAGUUAGUGAAUACUGUAUUUGACUGUAGAGAAUGCCUCCCUCAAAAGGUUUAGUGUAAAGGCUAAAUAACCUUUUAUGCCUUUUAUUGAUAUGAAAGACUCUGAUUUUCAGGUGAUAGUGUGCACAGUGUUCUGAUUUCUGUGCCCAUUUUCAAGCAAUGGUUUUAGGGUUAGUUUUUCAUCAUGGUUCCUGACGAGAAAUUGCCCUGCACACAAUGAACAAGUAAUGGCAAUGAACAAAAAAAUACCAGAUCUUUACACAAUGAAAUAUUACAUAAUACUUUAAAUGAACACUAUAGGGUCAGAAACACACAUGUAUUCCUGACCCAAUUCUGGAGCUGUUGCCUCUGUCUUCUGACAUCAUCAGAAGUGGUGAUCUGAGCCAAUCACAAUGCUUCCCCAUAGGAUUGGCUGAGACUGUCGAGGAGACAGAUCAGGGGCAGAGCAGCACAAAUCAAACACAGCCCUGGCCAAUCAGCAUCUCCUCAUAGAGAUGAAUUGAAUCAAUGAAUCUCUGAGGAAAGUUCCGUGUCUGCAUGCAGAGGGAGGAGACACUGAAUGUUUGAAUGCAUUUUAGGCAGCCAUGACCCAGGAAGGAUCUCUAACAGCCAUCUAAGGAGUGGCCAGUGAAGUUAUCACUAAGCUGUAAUGCAAAACACUGCAUUUUCUCUGAAAAGACAGUGUUAACAGCAAAAAGCCUGAAGGUAAUGAUUCUACUCCUCAGAACAAAUGCAAUAAGCCGUAAUUGUUCUGGUGACUACAGGGAGUGCAGAAUUAUUAGGCAAAUGAGUAUUUUGACCACAUCAUCCUCUUUAUGCAUGUUGUCUUACUCCAAGCUGUAUAGGCUCGAAAGCCUACUACCAAUUAAGCAUAUUAGGUGAUGUGCAUCUCUGUAAUGAGAAGGGGUGUGGUCUAAUGACAUCAACACCCUAUAUCAGGUGUGCAUAAUUAUUAGGCAACUUCCUUUCCUUUGGCAAAAUGGGUCAAAAGAAGGAUUUGACAGGCUCAGAAAAGUCAAAAAUAGUGAGAUCUUGCAGAGGAAUCCAGCACUCUUAAAAUUGCAAAGCAACAGGGUCGCAAGAAGCGUGUGGAAAAACCAAGGCGCAAAAUAACUGCCCAUGAACUGAGAAAAGUCAAGCGUGCAGCUGCCACGAUGCCACUUGCCACCAGUUUGGCCAUAUUUCAGAGCUGCAACAUCACUGGGGUGCCCAAAAGCACAAGGUGUGCAAUACUCAGAGACAUGGCCAAGGUAAGAAAGGCUGAAAGACGACCACCACUGAACAAGACACACAAGCUGAAACGUCAAGACUGGGCCAAGAAAUAUCUCAAGACUGAUUUUUCUAAGGUUUUAUGGACUGAUGAAAUGAGAGUGAGUCUUGAUGGGCCAGAUGGAUGGGCCCGUGGCUGGAUUGGUAAAGGGCAGAGAGCUCCAGUCCGACUCAGACGCCAGCAAGGUGGAGGUGGAGUACUGGUUUGGGCUGGUAUCAUCAAAGAUGAGCUUGUGGGGCCUUUUCGGGUUGAGGAUGGAGUCAAGCUCAACUCCCAGUCCUACUGCCAGUUCCUGGAAGACACCUUCUUCAAGCAGUGGUACAGGAAGAAGUCUGCAUCCUUCAAGAAAAACAUGAUUUUCAUGCAGGACAAUGCUCCAUCACACGCGUCCAAGUACUCCACAGCGUGGCUGGCAAGAAAGGGUAUAAAAGAAGAAAAUCUAAUGACAUGGCCUCCUUGUUCACCUGAUCUGAACCCCAUUGAGAACCUGUGGUCCAUCAUCAAAUGUGAGAUUUACAAGGAGGGAAAACAGUACACCUCUCUGAACAGUGUCUGGGAGGCUGUGGUUGCUGCUGCACGCAUUGUUGAUGGUGAACAGAUCAAAACACUAACAGAAUCCAUGGAUGGCAGGCUUUUGAGUGUCCUUGCAAAGAAAGGUGGCUAUAUUGGUCACUGAUUUGUUUUUGUUUUGUUUUUGAAUGUCAGAAAUGUAUAUUUGUGAAUGUUGAGAUGUUAUAUUGGUUUCACUGGUAAUAAUAAAUAAUUGGAAUGGGUAUAUAUUUGUUUUUUGUUAAGUUGCCUAAUAAUUAUGCACAGUAAUAGUCACCUGCACACACAGAUAUCCCCCUAACAUAGCUAAAACUAAAAACAAACUAAAAACUACUUCCAAAAAUAUUCAGCUUUGAUAUUAAUGAGUUUUUUGGGUUCAUUGAGAACAUGGUUGUUGUUCAAUAAUAAAAUUAAUCCUCAAAAAUACAACUUGCCUAAUAAUUCUGCACUCCCUGUAUAGUGUCCCUUUAAUUUGAAUAGCCGCAACCUUGUGUGGCAGCUGCUGCCAGGAAGUACUACUACAAUAUUGGGUCUUCUGUUAAAAGAAACCAUACAUUUGCACCUUAAAUUACCAUGCAAUAAAGAUACAUGAUGCUGUGUGUAUUAGAAGAUUUUUAUUUCUGGGUAUUUCAGACAUUUAUACACAAAUUGACAUGUUGAGUCAUAGUUUAUGUGGAUGUUUUCAUAAUUCCUUGAUGGCAUUGUUUUAAGAAUAUUUUAGAGUAUAUUCAGAGCCACAAAACAAGACUUUAGGAAUGUUUUAUUGCUUUUCUAGCUCACAGUUUGUGAGAUUAUUUCCUAAAGGACCACUGACGCUGCUAAUUCCCAUUUCAAUAAGUAUUUUACAAGCAAUAGUAUGAACCAAAAGCUGACUUAUCUUGUGUAUUAAAUGUAUAGAAGUGAAUUCCAAGUGUUAUGGGAAAAAGGCUAUAAUAUUUUUCAUAUUUUGGCCUUUUUAAAAGUUUCACAUAUGUAGACGCCUCUUGUUUUUAAUAAGUGGGCUUUAUACCUUUUUCUGAUAUUUCUAUUUCAUGAUAACACAUUGGAAAAUGCUUGUAUAUAAUCACAGAGUAAGCCUAUUUCCAUUGGAGUUCAAAUACAGAAUGCUGUCUGUUAUAUCCUGUCACUAGAGCCUAUAAAGUUUUGUUUUUCAGCUGAAUCUUUGUUACAAGCAUUUUGUUUUUCUUUAUAAAGGGGACAUUUUGAAGAAAUGUGUGACAGUCUUUUAUCUCGUAUUGAGGCACCGCUACGCAGCAUUUUGGAACAAGCCAGUAAGUACAUACAAUUUACUACUAGUAAUUAACAUUAUCAGGACAUUGAGAUGAUUUCACAUGGGACAUCUCUAACCGUUUUAUUUAAAAAAAAAAAAAAAAAAAAUUGUUUUUUGAAUUGAAUCCUUUCUGGUUUUUAUUCUCAUUUUCGCUAUUCAGCUUUUUUUCUACUUUUUCCUUCCUUCCAGUGUUAUCUUUUUGUGUGUGUUUCCUGUUUUUCGGUGGGUGUUUAAGGAUGUUUUAAAUGACUUGCUUUACUCGGCCUGGAUAAAUCUGUUCUCUAUUCUGAUUUGACAAUUUACGGUUCUUUUCUUGGUAUAACUUAGGGAAGUUUAAUUUAGGUCCCUAGUAGACCAAAACCAAAUGCCUUUGUGCCUAGCACCAAUAUAUUCUAUUUUUGCUGUUCAUCCUCUAUUCGCAUCCUUCCCACAACCUUCAUUGCAUUAUAUUUUACGCAUUACUAGUGCUUUUUGUUAUGAUUUAUCCUAUUCACAAGCUUUUCAUUCCCUUUAAAGUUUGCUAUGUGGUCUUUGAGAAAAUGUUAAACUGUCUAUUUCACUGCCCUAUUGUCACUUACCAGUUACUUCCUUGUCUGUUUCCCUCAGUGGAGCUAAACUCAAAAGGCAAGCAAUUUCCCUGUGAUCAGGCAGCCACAGAUAGAUGGGGUUUAACAUGAAGGAGGGGGAGGGCUUGCAAAGGCAGCAGACAGAAGAACUGCAGCCUUUACAAGCUGUUUUCAGAUAUACCCCCAAUGGAACAAAUGCAUAAUUGCAUGCUUGCUUUCAUUUGGGCUAUAAAUACUAAAGAGUGGUGUGUGUGUGUGUGUGUGUGUGUUACAUUCUCAAAGAACCACAUUGAUGCACCAAAACAACUAUAAAGAUGUAGUGGUUAUAGGUCCUCAGUGUACCUUUAAUGCACUCAACACUUGAGACACUAAUAAAAUAGGACAUUUGCUUGGUUUCUUACAGAAUGCUUUGGGUUUUAGAGUCUGAUUCUAUAGAAAAAAUGCAAAAAACAUUUAAAGGCAAAUUUUUAAAAAUUAUUUUCAAAUUUAUUUUCAUAGAGCUGAAAAAAGAAGAUAUUUACUCUGUAGAAAUAAUCGGUGGUGCCACUCGAAUUCCUGCCGUUAAAGAACGAAUAGUAAAGUACUUUGGUAAAGAGGUCAGCACAACCUUGAAUGCUGAUGAAGCUGUAGCUAGAGGAUGUGCUUUGCAGGUUUGUAUUUUGGAGACUGUUCAAGCAGUAUCAGUUUGCUGGCUGUCUUGAGUUUUUCAAUAAAUCGUCACUGUCGCUUAUCGGUAUUUUUAAAAAGAUGUUUCUAAGAUUCCCAUUUAAACUUUUGUCUUAUGAGGUCUUCUCAGCUUCAAAGAUAUUCCAACAAAGUCAGUCUAAUGUAGAUUUCCAACUUUAUAGCUAUCAGACUGUUGGUGAUGAGUACUGGGAAAAGCUAUCUGCACAAGUGGUUUUAUGGAUGUUCCUGCUGUGUCAUGGAAUAGAUUUCUAUAUUGUGGUCUUUUGUGUGACAACCACCAGGAAAUUAGGAGACUUUAAAGUGUGCUUUUUCACUGGCCCACAGCACAUAAAGUGGGGAGGUUGAGGUUGAGCUGGGUGGCCAGUGAUAGUAUGUACCAUUUCUCUCAAAGGGAGGCCAGUGAUAAGCUGAGGCCGAGUGUAUCAAUUAACUCAAUCACCAGCCACAAUGCUAAACCUUACUCAUAAAAAACUUAUAAAAUCGAAAACCUAACUCCAACACUAUAUCAGCACAGGUUAAUGACCACACAAUAGCAGCAUUGGUAAAGAGCAAUACAAAUAGUAGCAUAAAAGAUUGUAUAGCUGAAAGUGCAUGAAACACUGUAGCAUUCAAAAUCCAAAUAGUCAAUUCUGAAAGUCUUAUAUCCACAUAAGUAGGAGAUGCAGUGUAUAUCAAUACUGGGAAUAGGUGUCCUAAUUAGAUCUGAAGCUUAGAGUCUGUUUUUAAAAGCCAAAUUCCGUUAUCAAUGGUUAAGGCUGGCUUUUUUCACGUUGUGUUCACAAAUAAUUUCUUGUAUCUUUAGAAAACGUCUUAACAUUUGUUAGACUACAGGGACUAUCUUUUUGCACAGAACCACUACAUUAAGUUUUUUCCGGUUCCUGACUUUUUCCUAAUUGAAGUGUUUUCUGUGACUAGUGGAAUAGACCAGAUAAGCUUUUUUUUUAUUUAUUUUUUGAUUAUGGUAUCACUUUGUUUUUGCAGUGUGCAAUUCUUUCUCCAGCUUUCAAAGUGAGAGAGUUUUCAAUCACUGACUUGGUGCCAUAUUCUAUUUCAUUGAAGUGGAAUUCUCCAGCAGAGGAAGGAUUAAGGUGAGACUGAGGCCAUUAUUUUAUUUUGUGCACUAGUGACUACCUAAAAAUAGUUUACAAAAAUAUUUUGGGUGGGGAGGUUGAAGGGGAAAUGUCUUAAAAUGUAUUCCAUUGUCAAUUAUUGGAUUAGUGAAUAACAUUGUUAAUAGAUGGUUAUAAAUGUCUGACCUUUUUGGGCAUACGUUUAGAUGUAGAUGAGGACACAGUUUAAAACAAACUAUUUUUUGUAAAUUAGAACCUGUUUUUCAAACAUAUUUUUAGUGUCUUUCUAAUACGUAUAAUAUUCAUUUCUAGUUUUAGAAGUUUAUUUUUGCAGUUCCAAAUAGUAAUUAUUUGAUUUUUAACUGCAUUGUUUUGCAGUCUGUCAUGUUUAUUUUUGUGCUUUCAAUUUUUAUAUUUAGUGAUUGUGAGGUAUUUCCGAAAAACCAUGCAGCUCCAUUCUCGAAAGUGCUUACUUUCUACAGGAAGGAUCCUUUCACACUUGAUGCUUAUUACACCACACCAAAGGAACUGCCCUAUCCUGAUCCCUCCUUAGGUAAAUACAACCGUUCUCGAAGUGCUCUGCAAUGCUGACCUGUAAGGGUACAAUCUGAAUCUCACAUGUGCAUGUUUCAAUUUUGGUAAACAUGUUUAAAAAGUUCAUGUAAAUACUAUACUUUGAUCUUGUUCUAAAUGACUUAAUCAGUUGGUCAUGAAGUCUCUUAAAGGAACACUCUUUAAACUAAAACUGGAAACCAUUGAUUUUUUUUUUUUUUGAUUUAGACUAGUGAUCUCAUCCAAAAUAGGGCUUAAGUUACCUGUAUUCUAGUGUAGAGAUCGAUUAUUCUCCAAAGUUCGAUCUGCCUUCUGUGAUAUUUUCAAUUCUGAUAUACAUUUUUCCAGUCGGAUGCUUCUCAAACAGAAACACUGAGAACAGCACUUGUGUAAUAAUCUCUGCGAUCCACCAGUCCAGUGCUUCUUUGAGAAUCACUGGAAGCACACAGAUUGAAAUAUCAGCAUACUUUUCAUUCUCACUCCAGACUCUAAAUUUAUUUAGUAAGUCUGUUUGUGUCAAGCCACUAGUGUGCCUUCUAGACUUGUUCUUUGUUUUGGCUGAUUCGUCUGAAUCAAAUUCCUUUGUAUCCACACCUGAACGAAUCAAUCCAUCUGCUAUUUAACUCUAGAGUUUUAUGUAAUGAAUAAGGCUCCACGGGUAAACAUGCGGUUUCUCAAAAAUGGGACUCUCUACAACUGCUUUGACAGGUCAGCAUCUAUGUCACCUAAAUCACAAUUUUAAUAUGAAGUGAUUUUGAUCAUUCGAUUGUCUUUUAAGGUGAUGGCUAUAAUUCAGUUACACCUUCUUCUAGAAAUGGUUUGCGAUAUCUACUGUUCCCUAAAAUAGAAGGCCCUUUUUUUUCUGAGAUUUUCUUUUCCUUUUUUUUUUUUUUUUUCCGGCAGAUAUUGAUAUGGAAGCACUUUAUUUAAAUUUUAGUGCAAACGUAUUUAACCCUUUGGGCUGUAUUUUUGGGCAGAUCGUUUCUUUAAAUAUUUAGUAAAUUAAAUGUUGCUUUAGGUUUAAAAAAAUUCUCCUUUGAAGCUUCGGUAGAGGAAAUCUAAAGCAUUUGUGCUUGUGGUUUUUUUUUUUUUGUUUUGUACAAUUACAAUCUUUAGCUAAAUGGAGUCGUUAAGGCUAGAACAAAGUCAGUGAGCUAUUUCUUAUCCAUUUUUAUUUAUUUUUUUUGUCCUGUUUUGUUUAAAGCUUUGUUUUGUAUGUUCAGUUAAAGAAUGUAGUGACUUUAAUUUCUUUGAAUUGGUUUCAUGAAUACUUCUUCAUAAAACUUAAUGUUGGAAUAUAUUGAUUUGCCUGCCAUAUUGAAUCAUAAAGCAGAGAUUUGCCUUGAAGGGACACUAUAUAUAGGCACCAAGACCACUUCAACUCAUUGAUUCAAUGCUUUCCUAUGGGGAGGCCUAAUGCGCCGCUAGUCCUAGGACGUCUGAGAAAGCAGUCACAACACAGCACCAAGGGACAUCGGUGCUGGGACAAGGUAAGUAAAGGGUUUUAAUGUCUGGGGGGAGGCAGAGGGAGCCAUAAUGCCAGGAAUACAGUUUUGUAUUCCUGACACUUAUAAUAUCCCUUUAAGCAUCUAAAAAGGCCUUUGGAAUAUUGACGCUAGAUACCUUUGUGACUAACUCUAUCAGAGGGAAUAGAAGCAGGCAAUUUAGUGCUGGCAAUUACAUGCUAAAUAACUCACAAUGCUAAUGCGGUACUCUGAAUCAAAGGCAAUAUGAAUGUAAUUCCAUGUGAUUUUUUUUUUUUUUUUAAACAGGUCAGUUCCAUAUUCAGAAAGUGAUUCCUCAGGCUGAUGGCUCCAGCUCCAAGGUCAAAGUGAAAGUACGCGUGAAUGUCCAUGGUAUAUUUAGUGUGUCCAGUGCUUCACUCGUUGAAAUCCAUAAGAUAGAAGAAGGCGAAGAACCCAUGGAAACAGAACAGACUGGGAAAGAGGAGGAGGUAUGGCUUAUGAAUUAUUCAUGCUUGUGUUAUUACUACUGCUACAAGAUACCACAGAAUGAGUCCUCUUUGUGGUGUAGUCACACUUUUAUUGCAUUGCUACUGCUUUUAAAGUUUCAAAAGAAUCUAGAUUCUAAUUUUGGAUUGAGUAUAAAACUGUUAAUGGGGAGCUGUUUGGUGAGAGGGAUGGAAUGAUUUUAAUAGACUAAGCUCGUUUGAACAGGGUCCUCUUCAACCUAUUGUUUCUGUAAGUUUUCUUGUAAUUGUCCUAUUUAUAGUUACAUCCCCCCUCUCAUAAUAUUGUAAAGCGCUACGGAAUCUGUUGGCGCUAUAUAAAUGACGAUGAUAAUAAUAAUACGUUGUUUACAGAUGUAGAUGAGGACACAGUUAAAGUAUUAGCCCUUUAACUGUGUAGAUAUUAACAGCUUUGGAUGAGUGUGCCUGGUUUUUGAAGGUGGAUGUUUACAGUUGUGGAUAGGGCAUCUAGCUUGAAUAGUAGAUCUUUAAUAGUGUAUGUUAUGAAUACUUAUCCCCUCCAAGGUCACUAAACAGGCAGAUAAACAUGCAAUUUAUUUAUCAUAUUCUACACUGCUUUUUCCUAAAAUGAUGAGCAGAUUCCACCAUUGUCCUGUAGCACCUGAUCAAUACCUAUUAAACUUAUUUAUGUAUUUUUGUUAUUGCUCAAGUAGCAACUCGCCAAAUCACUGAACACUUAGUGUGUGUAUGUAUGUGUGUGUGUAUGUAUAUAUAUAUAUAUAUAUAUAUAUAUAUAUAUAUAUAUAUAUAUAUAUAUAUAUAUAUAUAUAUAUAAUUUUUUGUUUUGUUUUUUGUUUUUUUAAAUUUUACAUAAAAGUAUGUUUUAAAACACUAAUAUUUGUGUUUAGUGAAGUCUCCCGAGAAUAACAGUACCCCCAUGUACAGGUUUUAUGGUGUUUUGGAAAGUUAGAGAGUCACAUAUAAGGCUUGCAUUUCAUUUUUUUGACAUUGAAAUUUGCCAGAUUGGUUACGUUGCCUUUGAGAGUGUAUGGUAGCCCAGGAAUGAGAAUUACCCUCAUGAUGGCAUACCAUUUGCAAAAGUAGACAACCCGAGGUAUUGCAAGUGGGAUAUGUCCAGUCUUUCUUAGUAGCCACUUAGUCACAAACACUGGCCAAAUCUAAUUUAUUUAUUUAUUUAUUUAUUAUUUUUAUUUAUUUUUUUUGCUUUUUUUUCCCACACAAAAAUAAAUAUGAACGCUAACUUUGGCCAGUGUUUGUGACUAAGUGGCUACUAAAAAAGACUAAACAUACCCCACUUUCAAUACCUUGGCUUGUCUACUUUUUCAAAUUGUAUGCCAAUAUGGGGGUAAUUCUCAUUCCUGGGCUACCACACCGUCUCAAAGGUAACAUUACUAAUCUGGCAAAUUUCAAUUUGAAAAUGGAACGUUCUAUAUUUGACCCUGUAACUUUCCAAAACACCAUAAAACCUGUUAAAGGGGGGUACUGUUGUACUCGUGAGACAUCGCUGAUUACUAGAGAUGUCGCGAACUCCGGUCAGCUGACACAUCCCGGGCCAAUCUCCAGCAGACCUUCCCUCCCAGAUCCUCUCACCUCCUGGACAGCAUCCAUGUUGAAGCUGCCUUCAACAUGGAUGCUGUCCAGGAAGUAGGAGGGUCUGGGAGGGAGGGUCUGCUGGAGAUUGGCCAGGAUGUGUCAGCUGACCGGAGUUCGUGGCGAACCGUUCGCGACGAACCGUUCGCGACAUCUCUACUGAUUACAAAUAUGUGCUUUUUUUUUUUUUUGCAGUAAAACCUAACAAUAUUAUGACCUUUACAGCUAAAAUGUGAGGCGGAACUACAAAUUUUUUAAAAAAUUUAAAAUUUCUCAGUUUUUUUUUUAAUUUUAUUCAUGAUAAAUUGUUUCAUAGCUAAAUAUUUGAUAUGAAAUGAAAGCCCUAUUUCUCCUGAACAAAAUUUUAUAUAUAAUAAGUGUGGGUGCAUUUAAUAUGAAAGAGGUGAAUUACUGUUGAACAGACAUAUAGCGCAAAUUCCAGUUUUCCAGUGUUUACGUUUUGUUUUGAUCAGAACGUGUACUAUUGACUCCGUCCUGAAUGGGGUUAAUUUUUUUUUUUUCUUUAUCGUGGCUCUUGACGUGUAUAUAUAGUCCCUACAUUAAAUAUGCUUUUAAAUUGAAUCAAAAUCUUUUAUUUACAGAAAAUGCAAGUCGAUAGCGAAGAGCCUAAACAAGAAGAGAACCCACAAACACAAGCGGAACCCAAGAAUAAUCCUGAUGAAAUGGAGGUGCUUGAUAAAUAUAUUUUUUGCUGUCCCUCUUAUUGUACCUUGCCUUUUGUAAUGAAUACAAUGGUCUUAUUUUAUUAGUUACAAGUUGGUAAACAAAAAUUUAGGUAAAUUUUGAGUCAAAAAGUAUACUUGCUAAAUUUGCAAGUGGAUCUGGAUGCUUUGAAAAAAAUCAUUCCUAAAUUGGUGUCAAGCUCAAGUAACCCUUAGUUCUGCUGAUUUAGUUGGUAGUUAGUAGCAAGCUGGUAAAUGGUAAAAAAAUAAAAUUAAAAUAAAAUCCAAAAACAAAAUAGCUAAGGCCAUUUCUAACUUUUUGCAUUUGAAUUUGUUUGAGAUGAUUUAAAAAUACGUCAUGGGGCUUCCAUAUGCAGCAGUUAGGAGAGAACAGAAAAAUCAGACUGGUUCCUAGGAUGCCUAUUUAGUGUGAGGGAUGGAUGCUGAUACCUUAUAGUGGCAGUGUGUUUACAAGCCAAACGUGAGAAUCUGCAGUUUACCAGGAGACGGGAAUCUGUUAAAUAGAGUGGGUUUCCUUAUGUACUCCAUUAAGGAGGAAGGGUGCACAAGUAAGGUAGCUGGCAGCAUUGCCCACUACUUUCCAAAAUGACUGCCCACAACUAGAUUGCCACCUCAAAUCAUGUUUCGGCUUUACAAUCAUGACAUGCAAAUGAUUUUUGUAGAGGCAAACAUACUGUAUGAACAUCUUCUUCCAAUCCAUGUAGAGAAAUACAAACAAAAAAUAUGGAUCCUUACAGCUAGAUUGAAUAACUAUUUGUGCUUUCAUUGUUUUGUUUAUCAACAUUACCCCAUGGGAUUUACAGCCCAUGCAUUAUAACUGCAAGUGUGAUUACCCAUACUGCAAUUUAUAUCCAGAUUGAAUGCACAAUUAAAACUUGAUAAAUUAAAGGAAAACACUUAACAUUAAAAAUAUUAUUUUUCUUGUUUUAAUUUGCACACUCCCCUUAUAAGUUGAGAAAAGUUACAUUUUUCCCUAGUUCUUGUGAGUCUCUAUGGAGCAGCCAACUCUGCCUUCUGUGAAGUCAUCAUUCUUGAUUACUUUUUUUUCUCAAUAUGAUGCUUCUCAUAGAAAAAUAUUUAGAUCCGUACAUGGUAAUUGUCAUGUUCUGCCAGUUGGAUGCUUCAAAUAGAGAAGCAUUAGCUGCAUUUGUCAUCAUGCUGAGUGUGAUGACUCUGAACAUAUAGAGUAUUGUGCUAGUCUCUAGAGUUGUCACUCUUUCUGCUUUGUAUAAUGAAUUGAUUCUGUUUGUUAGACAUCACAGGGUGGGACCAAGGAUAAGAAGACUGAUCAGCCUCCUCAAGCUAAGAAAGCCAAAGUUAAGACCAGUACAAUUGACCUACCCAUUGAUCACUAUCCUCCAUGGCAGAUUGGGAGGGACGCUCUGAACCUAUUUGUUGAAAAUGAGGUAUGCAACCGGUGCUUUCAGUUGAAAUUUUAUGUUUGCCAUAUGUGUAAAAAUGGUUUGCCAUAUGUGUAAAAAUGGUUUUAUACUUUUUUGUGCAUCUGUAUGGUAAAUGUGCAACUUUGUAGGAAGUCUAAUUCCAUCUACAAUGUGCCAGCCAAAUUUGUAGCAAAUUGGUCAACCUGUUAUUCCAGGAUUUGUUUUCUAAUCCAUCAACCGUGUUAUAAAGUAACAAACACUGUGGCUCUAGAAAUAUACUUUUGGAUUUCGCUAGCAUAAUUGUAUAGUUUACAGUUUGUUCAUUAUCUAAUGUAGCAUGGCUACAUUAAUGGGGGAAAAAAGUACACACCCUCUUUGCAUGUUAUGGUUUUACAUAUAAGGGCAUGACCUUCACCUGUUCCUUAGCAGGUCUUAAAUUCAGGUAAAUACAACCUCAGAUGAUCAACAAUACAUGACAUAUUACAUGGUGCCAUGAUUUAUUUACCAAACAUAAUUUCAAAAUGGAGAAGCUAUGUGUGGAAAAACAAAGUACACCUUGAUUUAAUAGCUUGUAGAACCACCUUUAGCGGUGAAAUGGAAAAAUCAAUCAAUAAAUUGAUUAUUUCUUUGUGUAUCUGCCCCUGGCCAAAUCAAUGAAACAAUGCGUGCAGGCUCCCUGAAGUAAUUCACACCAGACACAUGUUCCAGGUUGUUGAAUAACUUGAGGAAAGUUUAUUCAGAGGGGACGGCAGGUCCCUUUUAAAGCAAAAUUACAUCAUAAGCAUUGUCAGAGAUAACAUGGAAUAAUACAUCAAUAAUUGGUUAAGUGUUAAGUGUUUUAUUCAAAGCACGUCCUACUGGGUGUGCCUUCUUAUGUCAUUACUGUCGUCAUGAAGUUCUCCCCCGGAUUCCAGCGCCAUCUUAUAAAUUAGUGUUUGGUCGAUGGGUGGGAUACUCCUGAGUGACAUCUAGUGGUCAGUUUAGUAAUUUAUUGAGUAUAACUAAAUGUAGUAAAUAGACAUUUUACUAGCUAAAAAUAUGUCAAUAUUUCAUUUCCACAACAAGCGGCAAUAACUUGAAGUAAGUUUUCUGUAUGAUUCUAUGAGCGUCUCUCAUCGUUGUUUGGUUUUCACCAAACAUGGCGCUGAGCGUUAUGGCCAAACAUCUCCACUUUUUGGGCUCAUCUAUCCAAAGGACAUGGUUUUUGAAGUCUUGUGGUUUGUUCAGAUGCAACCUUGCAAACCUAAGCCAUGCUGCCAUUUUCUUUUUAGAAAGAAGCUUUCUCCUGGCAUCCCUGCCAAACAAACCUUACUUGUUAAGUCUUUUUUUUUUUCUUCUAAUUUUACUGUCAAUUUAACAUGCUAACCAAGGCAGUAGAGUCUGAGAUAUACUCCUUAUCUGGUAUUAACCAGACUAUCUGAGUUCAGAAAGAUGGACUGUCUUCAAGGCUAAAACAUCAGUCAAGUGUGUGAGGGAAAUGAGUGUUUGUUACUUUUAUUUAUUUAUUUAUUUAUAUUUUAUUGAGAUGAUAGCUGUAUUCUGGAAAUGUAAGCAUGUGUACUAAGUAACUGGCUUGUACAUUCUAAAUGUCAGAAGCUACACUGGCAAAGAAAACCUAAUUUAAAAAAAAGUAAAUUAGAAGUACAAUAAGGUAGCUUUGAAAAAUGAUUAUACAGCCGCAGCUAGAAGAUUCACGAGAGGUAGAAGAUUCACUCAGUGGAUCAACACAACAUGCAAACUAUAUAUUUUUUUAAAUUUAUGUACCGGAUAAAACACAGUGAGUUUUUCUUUGCUCUGGCUCUGAACCCAUUUAUUUCUGCAUAUCAGCUGCCCUUAAUUCCUUUAAUCAAACACUAAUGAAGAGGGAAACCAAUGGGACAUCUCCCUCAGGGUCUCGUGUGAUUCAAAGCUUCAGUAGGUAGCUGUCACCUUUGACCGUUUUGGCUUUUUGAAGGAGUUUUCACAUUGCAUUAGUCCUACUGUUGUAUAAAGCGUUCUCUGUAGCUUAUGGGGCCUCUGGUGGGGCCCAACAGACCUGCUCCAGCCAGCCUAGGUGAGAGAUAGGAAGUAGAGGGCCCAUCAGGCACUGAAACCCAGUUCAGCUGGUUGUGGUUGCUGCUCUCCCCCUCUGUUCCAGUCUUGCCAAGAACUCUGCACAUAGGGCCUCAAAGGCUUUGAUGAAGGCUCUCGCCCAAGAUCACUCCAGACUAGGUCGCUAUCAAAUGAAUCACUCCUAAAAGGUCAAUUCCCAGUAAAAAAACAAACCUCUAAUUCGAAAGUACUGCUUCCUGUACAAUGUCUCAGCCUGGCAAUUAGUAUUGAAAGGUUUAAUGACUUUAGCAAACUAAAAAGACAAGAAUGUUGCAGGAGCUUUAGUGAUAAGUAUUCUUCCACCAAGGCUGUCAGGCCCCGUUAUUUAUGGUUUCAUCCACUUGAGAGCUGGUCCAACUCUUUUACAAGUUGUGCUGCCCCAAUGGAUUUUUUUUUUUUUUCUUCUAAUGUUUUUUUAUAAAUUCUAUUUCCUACAGGGUAAAAUGAUGAUGCAGGAUAAACUGGAGAAGGAGCGUAAUGAUGCUAAGAAUGCCGUUGAAGAAUAUGUUUAUGAGAUGAGGGACAAGCUGUGCUCAAUCUAUGAGAAGUUUGUCAAUGAGGAUGUAAGUCUUGGUGCUUGAAAACUAUUAUCCACCACCCAUGGAAGUGUCUUGUGGUGACGGUACUGUGCUUUUAAUCGGUGUUGGUUACCACAAGUCCAUUUUGCAGGGAAGGCACUUUUGUAUUCUUUGCCAUGUCAAAUGUUGGUAAAUACACCUAGAAAUCUUAUUUGUAACUGUUUCUGAAUCACUUGGUUUUCUGUCGCCUCAAACUAGCCUUUCUCCUUUAGUUUACUUUCUCUUCCUCGUUCAGAUUCUGUUCUUAUUUUCUUCUCAAUUUCUGAUCUAUUUCUCUUUAAAAACAUAAGACAAAAUUUUUGGUGGAGCGUUUUUAAAGGGACUCUAUAGACACCCAGAUCACUUCAUUUCCUUGAAUUGCACUUGGUCCAGUGUCACUAUUCCCUUAACUCUGCAAUGUAUAACAUUGAUGUAUUAGAGAAACUGCAAUGUUUUUAAAUUGCAAAGCUAAGACUGCCUCUAGUGGCUGUUUACCAGCCAAUAGAGGUGCUUACUGCAGUUUCACGGAGUUUGACUCUGUGAAACUACACUGGCUUUGGAUGAGGACCUCCAGCGUUUAAAAACCCCAUUGGAAAGCAUUGCGUCAAUUCAUUCCUUCAGGGAAGGCCUAAUGCUUGCGCGACACUCACACAUUAGGUUCUCUCCGUUGGCUGAUGUCGGAAGAGGGGCGGUCUGACCCAGCACCAAGAGACAUUGGCGCUGGAUUCAGGUAAGUGUUUAAAGCAUUAUUUAACCUUUUACAUGGCUUGGUGAGAAACCAGGCAAAGGGGUAAUACAGUAGCUUUGUCUUUAAAGCAAGCUCUUCUGCCUUUGUUCGUUGAGAAAGGAAGUGAAGCUUGCCUUAAAGCGGAACUGUCACGGCCAUAUCGUGUUUUUUGGGGGGCGAGGGGGAGGUUUACCCGACUCCACUACAUAUUUAUUUUUAAAUAGUUUUUAUUGCAUUUUAAAAAAAUAACACAGGAAAGGGGUACAAAAGGGAAAAUGGGGAAGGAAAUGGUCUAUCCAUCUAAGAGAGAUCUCCCUCCCCCCUCUCUCCCUCUCCCCCUCCCUCCCAUUUUAGAGCCUAUAAUUAUAACAUUCCAUGCAUUGUGGGUUUAUUUUUGUAUAUCAAGAUUUUUAUUUUGAUAAGAAUAGGACAGAGUGAAAGAUUAGUGAAACAACCUGAGAUUCUCAGAUCUCCAAUGCAGAAGUAAACAUUGGUCACGCAGGACCUACUCGUAUUAAUAAUCAUCAUACAUAUUUAGUUGCAUAAGUGAGUUUGUUACAUCAUGCUCGUCAUUUGGCUUCAUUUCCAGGCCUACCUACGAACUCGGGGUAUCUUUACUUCAGACUGGACAAUGCGUACAGCCGCCCUUGGUUUCCCCCCAACCAGUCAACCCUGUUACUCCCCUUAGUAUUAUUCAUUUGCGUAUAUGAGCUCAGGGGCAACAGUGACUGAUCAUGAGGGACAUGAGCGUCCCGUGGCCACGGAGCGGUGUUUGACUCCUCUGCACGCCAACUCCACUACAUUUAAACAUUCAGACGAAUGAAUGAAUAGAAAUUUCAGAUGAAUAAACACCGAAUGUCUUUGUUCGUUCGCUUGUUCUGUUUAUUACAAGGAGGGAGCUAGCGGGUCGCAGCUCCCUCCUUGUAAUAUGUAAAAAUUGAAGCGGCAGGUAGCUGCGCUCCCCGCCACUUCCUAAGCCCCCCAUGUCCUCCUCACUCUGACAAUAUGACCCCCAUAUUGGUAAAAGGGAGAUGGAAACCUCCCUAAUGCCCCUACUCGCUCUCCUGCGAGUAGGGCAUGUCUACUAAACCGUGAGCAGCCUGCCUAAAUGAUGGGGCAUCUGUUAACUAGCAUGGGGGGACAUGACAUAUUGUGGAGGCUAUUCAACAAAAUGGGGGACAUAUGGUCCCCCUUGGCCCCCACCCAUGAGACAAUUAACCAUAUGGAGGAGGACCAUGCACCUCUCAUGCGUAGGGGACAAUAGGUCCUCUCCCUCCACCUCCAAACAUGAGCAGCAGGUGGGAGCUCUAAAUGACAAUUAGAGGGGGGAGACCUAUUGUCCCUCCCCCCAGACCUCACCCACGAGCAACGUGUGGGGGCCCUAAAUGAGAGUGAUGGAUGAGGGGGGUGGAACCUAUUGUCCCCCACCCAUGAGCGGCAGAUCGGGGCCCUAAAUGAGGACCGAAGUCCCGAAUUCCAUCCUAACACGAAUGGACAAACUAUAGUCAUUUGGAGCCAUCGCGAGAUCACGGAGGAAAGGAUGAGUAUUUUCUUAUGUUUUAAAGAAAAAAACAGAUCCUGAGAGAGUGAGAAAAGAGGAAACGAUUGGGUAAUAGUAAGUUCGGCAUGAUAGGGCCGCUUUAAGCUCCACCCUUGAACACUAUUAAGCUUUGGGAAAAAAACCAACAAAGUAGUCCAUUGUAAUAGAUCACAAAUGAAGAAAAAAAAUAACUGAUUAUGAAAGAGGGAGAGAAGAUGAAUCAAUAGGAGACAGGGAAGUGUGCAAUGACAUUUAAAGGACAUUUACUUGGGUCAUACUCUGAUUUUAACAAUUCAAUUUUUAGGAUCGUAAUAGCUUCAUUCUCAAGCUUGAAGACACCGAGAACUGGUUGUAUGAAGAUGGGGAAGAUCAGGCUAAACAAGUGUAUAUAGAUAAAUUAAAUGACCUUAAGGUAAGACAAAAUUGCCGUAAAGGGUAUUGACAAGCAUAAUAGCCGCUUAUCGACUCAAUGAGCAAGAGCACAUUCAUAUUAAACUGACAUUUUUAUUUUGGUUUAUAUCCUAAUAGAACUUGGGUCAGCCUAUUCAGACACGUUAUCAGGAGUUUGAAGAACAACCAAAAGCUUUUGAAGAACUAGGAAAACAAAUUCAACUUUACAUGAAAGUGAUUCAUAGCUUUAAAAACAAGGUAAUUUAGGCCAUAUAAGAAACUUACUAGUUACACUGUUGUAUGAUUAAGGGUAUAAAUCGAGUGAAAGAGUUGUUACUUUUAUAUCACUAUAAUGUAUUUUUUCAUUUAUAUAUGGGGAAAAAAAGUUUUUAUAUGGGUAUACAGAGUUUUUAUGUUUUGUGCGAAUUUGUCCAUAUUCCUCCUAUCUGAUCUUCAUUUCUGUAGUAUUGUCCUCUUGUUGGUACCAUACCAAAAGACACACAUUUUCAGAAGAUUAUGUUGUGUGCUAGUUAUAUUAAAAUAUGUGAAUUGAAUUGCUGCUGGCAGAAUAUACACACAGCCUACAUGUUUCUAUUUGAAAAGCCACAUGCAGUCAUCCUCAGAUUGGAUUGAGUGGUAGGGAAGAGUUGUGAUAAUACUUGAUAAACUAAUGGUUCAAAAUGCUCAUUUUCACAAUUUAUUUUUACAUAAGAUAUCAUGAUGUUGGUAAAGUGAAUUAAGCAGUCAUCUGGCAAGUUGACCACUUAUUGUACAAUUUAGACCAGUGGUUCCAAAACCAGUCCUCAUGGCCCACCAACAAUCCAGGAUUAAAUAUUUUCCGGUUUUAUUCCAAUGGUGAUACUGACCAAACCUGAACUGUUGCUGAGUCAUGAGGACUGGUUUGGGAAACACUGAUUAAGACAAACACUGAAUGACAGGGACUCUGUUUGACAUGUUGGAGAACUGGCCAUUGUUUCCAUGGGAAUAUGCAUCCUUUACUCCUCUGUAGGCUGUAAGUAGAUGAUCUGCUCCAUCUGAUUACCAUAAUAAUGGGGAAACUACAGCUUAUAAGUGCUUACUUUGUCUGUUUUGACACUCUUUAGCCUUAGUCAUGGCAGCCAACUGAGAUGUUUUCUGUAUAGCGGUCCUUUACUUGGUUACUUUCUCUACAUAAUUUCUCACCACAGGAGGAAACAUAUGAGCACUUGGAUCCUGCAGAAGUAGAAAAGGUUGAGAAGAGUGUAAAUGAGUCCAUGGAAUGGAUGAACAACAAAAUGAAUCUCCAACAUAAGCAGAAUCUAACAGUGGAUCCAGUAGUGAAGACAAAAGAUAUUCAAGCGAAAACAAAAGUGAGUUCUCAGCCUGGGUGGGAAGCAUUUUUCAUCUCUCUAAUCUGAAUUCUGCAAGUAUAGUCAUCACUGUAGCAGCAACACAUAGUAAAAUUGAAUCCAGUUUUGUUUCAGACCUGCAAGGGUUGUUUAUCUGCAUUGUAUUCACUCAUAAAUAUUUCUCUAACGCUCAAAAAUGUUUUACCUGAUUUAUUUAAUAUAGAAUACAAAAUGGGGAACAGUAGCUUCAUGUUCUGUAGUUUGAAAUAUAUGGGUGUUCCUUUUCUCUCUUCCUCUGUCUAAAUGAAUAGUUUAAGCUGAUCUUGGGUUUUCCAUUAUAAAAACAAUUUUUCAGUUGUGUGUAACUUUCAAGUGCAAUAGAUACAUAUAUGCAGUAUAGUGCACCUUUUCCAGUCCAGAUGGGAGUAACAAAAUGUUGGUUUGAACUAUUGUGAUAAAUAUUUCAUAUGUAGUGAGGCAAAACUCCCUUGAAAUCUAAUCUUUCUUAAUGCAAGGUAAAAUUACAUUUAAAAAUCUGCAUAUGCAUGUUUCACUAUGGGUUCCUGGAGUAGAACAGACAGUUCUCGAAUACAGGCUGGUAAUUAGGAAUAUGACCGUUUGUCUUUUGUCCAGAGUACACGUUUUUCUUGUGUACUCUGGAAAGCAUGUGCAUGUUAAAUUAACCACAACUAACCUACCAGUGUUCUAUUCUUGAGUGAUCAAUCAAAAUACGGCUGUAGUUUCUGGCACUGAAAGUGUUUGGACAUUUUCUGUGUUAACUCUUCACAAAAACGUGUUCUUUCUUGCCAUAGUACAGUAGGUUACUGUGUUUUCAAUUAUAACAGUUUUGGUUUUAUUCACAAGUCAUGAACAAUAGUCUGUGCUUCUGCCCAAGAGAGGUGUCGGUUUGGUUGUCAGGUCUAUUUCUUUGUGGCUUUUCUAUUAUUUUUUAUACUGCUGCCUACCCCAAGUGUGCCCUAUUAAUGGUUAACUUCUAGGGUUAAUAGAAAAAUCCCCCUUUUUGUCUCAUAAGCGCUUUUGGCUUUCUUAGCUGAAACGUAGUCAGUUGUUAGAGUGGGACUCACCUGGUAUUUAUAUAAAAGCUGUAUUUGACAUUCCAGUUGUACUAAAAAUCUGUUGAAAUGUGCUUCUGGAUUUGGGAUAGUGUGCAAGUUAAUGGUUUUUUUUUUGUUUGUUUUUUUUCUUCUUGCACUAAAGGAGCUAACAUUCACAUGUAACCCGAUUGUCACAAAACCGAAGCCCAAGGUGGAACCACCAAAAGAUGAACAGCAGGCGAGUGAGCAGAAUGGACCAGUAGACAGUAAUACAAACAGCCAAGGCCCACAGGCUGCUGAGCAGAGUUCAGAUACAGCUGCUUCUGAUGCAGAAAAAAAGCUUCCUGAAAUGGACAUUGAAUGAAUUCCGUAAAAUGUUGCUAUUUUCAACAGUACAUAAUAAAGCUUUAAGUUGUUACCUUCAUAUGGCUCAAAUACAGAUCCGAGAAAAGUGACUGCAAAUUUCUUGUAGUUUACAAUUAAACCUACUCCCCGCGCCCCCACCCCCCCUUUUUUUCUUCAGUUUUUUUUUUUUUAAAACACCCUUUGACACGUGUUUGUUGUUUUUCUUCUUUGUUUUUUGUUUUUCCAUUUUCUAUUGCGUUGCUUUACAAUAAGUCCUUGUUGCUACAGAUGAUUAGUAACUUGUUCUUUUAACAAUUAGGUUUAUGCCUAAAAGUUACAACAGUUGUAGUAUUUUCCAGGGUUAAAAACAAAUGGCUGAAAUGCUUUGAAAAGCUCUUGCCACAAUAAAAAGCAACAUGCCCUUGCUUCUUAAGAUCUUUAAAUGAUGCUGUAGUCUUUGUUUGCAUCUCUUUCUGUAUGCCAUACCUCCACCCUAGACAGCUGGUAAAUGGCUGUAAUCUUGGCCUCUUGCAUGGCAGCCUGGCUAGCAAGAAAUUGGAGUAUUAAGACCCAGCACUUGCCACUGUCUUCUUAUAGGAACACACACAUUUUAUGGUCUACAAGAGCUAAAAUAUGCUUGCUAUGUGAUCGUUAAGUAUUAUAUUUUACAUUUAUUUUAAAGGCAUACAUGUGUUUUCUUUACACACAAUAUGCUGUCCAUUCAUUUCUUAGCUAGUUGAAAAGAGAAUCUUCUGAUUAUAAAAUGAUGGAAGCAAAAACAAUGGAUAUUUAGAAGGCAGAGCACUGUAAGAUACAAUGAUGGGUGUUAAUGCUACUACUUUAUCUCUUGGAGGAGCCAUGAUUGAUUGUGGGGUUGCAGGGAUUAAUAUUGAUGGUCACCAUUUGAAGGCCAAAGGUUAAUUCACUUGGACUCAUGCAAUGCAGCUUAUUUGUCAAUCAUUCUUCAUGUUAUUUUAAACAUGGGGCAAGUAUCUAGUAAUUGUUUUGCGGUAUAACUUUCUGGUAACCAUAUUGGUCCCAGGAAAUAAACUAGAUUCUCUGUCGAGUGCAUAAAAAUUGUGUAGAGAUAUUGAACGUGACCUUUCAAAAUGAACUGAAAAUGUCUAUGUACAAUGUCUAUGCAUUAUUUUUAUGUUGGUUUAAUACAUUUACAUCCCAUGGUAUAUUCAACAUUUUUUUUUUUAUUUUAUUUUUUUUUAUUACCAAAACUGAACACCUACAGCAGAUCUUGUCUGAAAAUAAACAUGCUGGGUUGCAACUUG